AUGGCUCCGCGGCUGAAUUUGGGCUCCCAUGCCCUCCUCAUCCUGGGCGUUUUGCUCGUUCUGCUGCCGGCCCAGACUUACGCCUUUGGCGCUGGAAACAUCGCAUCGAUCUCCGCCGUGGAGGGCAAGAACUGGCGCCAUGGAGACAUUGAAGAUAUGCUUAAGACGGUCGCCUUUAUCAAAGGACACAAGUGGACUUCCACCAUGGUCAAGCGCGUCUACUUUGGUAACUGGUUGCGUGAUUACUCGCAGGCCAUGGAUGUCGGUACUCUCAAGAACCUACAAGCCGAUACUAUCCGUAUCCUUGUUUGGAUUCUGUCUUUCAUGACCUUCGGAUACGCCACGGCGGAGUUCGAGGUCACCUCCGAUAGACUCGGUGUUUACCGCCCUGAGGAGCAUAUUGACAACCCUAAGGACUAUGCGGACAAUCAGGAUGCGCGCCAGUACGACAAACGCUUGCGUGGACCGAUCCGCCAGGUGGAACUCGAGAUCGACGCUGAUACCGGCAUGAAGAACUACAUCGCCAACGAAGGUGGAGACUGGACGACCAGCUCCGGAUAUAUCAAGUACAGCUUGGCUCGGAGCAUUCACUACGGGCGGACCUACACCCACGGUAGAGACAAGGGCAACGAGGCCGACCUUUGCGAGGCUCUGCGGUGUCUGGGUCAGGGCCUCCACACCCUGGAAGACUUCGCGGCACACACCAAUUACUGUGAGCUUGCGCUUCGUGAGAUGGGCUUCAAGAAUGUCUUCCCGCACACAGGUGUCAACACGGAACUGAACGUUCGCGGUCGCCGGGUCUUCCCGCUGGUGACAGGAACAUUCGGUAUGGUGGAUUUCUUCCAUUCCGUUCUGGGGGAAGCCACCGAUCACUUCACUCAGUCGGAAGUUAACGAGAUGGAUAUCGCUCUUGGAGAUGCUCAGAAUAACUCGUCCGCGAAUGCCCUUGGCGCUUUCACGAAUCUGUUGGGCGGGAUUCCGGGAACGAAGGAUCUCGUCGAGGAAGCUGAAGAGCUUAAGCGUCGCUCGGAGGCUCAAGAGUCUGCAAAUCGGAGCGGUGGUGCUCGCCAGGGCUAUGGCUCAAGCAGAGGGUUUGAGGAAGAUUACGGUUCCUCGCGCUCUCGCGGCUUUGAUGACUACGAGUCCUCGCGCUCUCGCGGCUUCGAUGAUGAAGAGCCUAGCAGCUAUAGGGCUGGGGAAUCAGCACGGCCUCAGUCUAGUGGAGGAUCCGGUGGCUCGGCACUGCAAGACUUUGACCCAAACAAGACAAUUGCGCAGAUCUAUCCAAUCCUCGAGUUCAGAGACAAGGUGGUUCGCAAACUUACUUCGAUCAUUGAGAAGAUUCCUGGGCUGGAGGCCGUCGUCGAGAAGAUCACGGAGACCCUGACGGUCUUCAUCAUGUCUCUCCUCGCACCUUUCAUUCGUCCUAUCAUCAAUGCUGCUUCCAAGUCGCUGCAAACUGGCUCUUCUGGCGUGAUUGAUGCCUCUGGCCAGCAUCAGUAUGAGCCGUGGACAGAACCCGACUGUACCGAUCCAACCCACUCCAUGUUGUCCAAGGACCACUUUGCCAACAUCCUCAACGAGCCUGCUGGUCAGGUUGCAUCUGCUAUUCUCAAGUAUGUGGCUCCACGCGUUCUCCAUGCUUGGGAGAACAUCAACAUCUCGGAGGAGCAAGUGUUGGACGAUUGCUUGAAGGUGUUCCACCACCCUGCUCUUCGUGACCACCGCAACGAGGCUCACCGGACUAUGUUCGAAGCCGUCGAGACCUGGGUUCAAUCCCGAUCCGAUAGAGGCUCUAGACUCAACGACAUUCUGAGCGCCGAGGGUGUAAAAUCCGGCAAGAACACGGGUGGUGUACCCCACACCCAUGGCGCUAGUGGGAACCAAUCUGGACACAGCCAGCAGCAUCGUCCUCCUUCCUCACAGCAGCAGCAGCAGCAGCAGCAGCAGCAGCAGCAGCAACAGAGCGGCGGCUUACCAUUCGGAGGCCUUUCCAACUUGCCCAUUCCUGGUAUCUCUAACCUAGGGGGCCUGAACAGUGCCUUCUCCAAUCUUAUGGUUGGCGGUUCAUCGAGAAACGAGGAGCCCGAGCAGACUCAAAGCUCGACCUACCAGACCUCAUACCAGAACGAACAGACUCAGAGCUCGACAUACCAGACCUCAUACCAUAGCGAGCAGCAGUCGUACCAAUCCCAGCAGCAGUACUCGGGGCAGUCCUACGGUUCUUAUGAGCAAUCUCGUCCUUAUGAGCCACGGCCGUCGUAUCCCAGUAGCCAGGGCUAUGACUACAGCGGCCCCCGGAAGGAAUCCCACCAUCACCAUCAGCCUCGCCCCGCCUACCCCAGCCAAGGCUAUGAGCACGGCGGCGAGUCGGAUGGCGGUCGUCACCCUCCCGGCCAUUUGCCCCCGGGUCCCUCAAGUGAUUCCUACGGAGGCAACAGUGGCUACAGCGGGGGCUAUAGCCAAGGGUAUGAGCACGGCGGCAAGUCGGAUGACGGUCAUCAUCAUCACCGACACGAUGACCACAUCCAUCACCCUCCCGGCCAUUUCCCCCCUGGUCCUUCAUAUGAUUCCUAUGGAGGCAAUAGUGGCUACGGCGGUGGCUACAACCAAGGCUAUGGCUCAGGUGAGUAUCGUUACUGA
This is a messenger RNA of Aspergillus aculeatus ATCC 16872, 2643 nucleotides long. RefSeq names its product Het-C domain-containing protein. NCBI's taxonomy places the organism in Eukaryota, Fungi, Ascomycota, Eurotiomycetes, Eurotiales, Aspergillaceae. The transcript is spliced from 2 exons. The record is from RefSeq and is a predicted model, not a curated record. Bases 1 to 2643 code for a protein of 880 amino acids.